This is a messenger RNA of Closterium sp. NIES-67, 5845 nucleotides long. Lineage: Eukaryota; Viridiplantae; Streptophyta; Zygnematophyceae; Desmidiales; Closteriaceae. The record is from the annotation of a GenBank genome assembly.
AUACACCAGUGCAGUUUCCCGUCGCUCUACCUGACAACUAACGCAACCCUGACUGAUUCCCUUCGCUUUGUCAGACAGCAGAGGUAGCUUCCGCUUUAGAGACGCCUGACUGCAUGACCUCCCGCUUUUGGGCGUGACGCCCCAGGCCGUUCAGUCAUUGCUAUCUCUGUACCAAGAAAAGGGUAGGGCUCGUUUCAGCUACGUUCUUCAGAAAAUAUAACUUUCCGUCGACAGCCGGAAAGAGAGAACACGUUCUGAGACGACAGCCGGAAACCACUUACGCCAUUUCCGAUCGUACUCCCAGCGACGUCGAUUCGAUCACCUACCUCCUUCCCGCAUAGUAACUCUGAGCGCUGAAUCGUCGCCGUCCACUUUCGGCCUGACGGGUAGGAUUGACCGCGGAUUCUCGUAUCCAUUACGAAAGAAGACGCGUUCGUCCAGCUGGUACUCACUGACCGCCAUUAUCGUCAGAGAUAGAUUAUUAGGCGCCUCAAAAGUCGUCCCGCUGGUACUCACUGACUACCAUGAUCGUCAGAGCUAGUACCAUCCGCGGCGGCCGAACACCAUAGGUUCUCGCGUGGUGGUCCCGUAAGCUCGCAGCGGCGGCUGACUUUGAAUGCCAUGUGUCAGUCCGGGAUUCGCUCCGGCGCGUCAGGAGUUUCAAUUAGGGUGCAACCUAUCAGAGAAAAUAAUCUACUAUCGAGGAGGGACCCCCUCCUAAAACCUCGUCGAAGGCGAUGAAUCUCUGCCGCGUCUCGCGUCGCAGACUGGGGGUUCACGUAGGGACCAGGUGUCUCGUUUGGGUUACGCUUCUCCUCUCUUUCGCAGCCGCCGCUCGCAUCGCCUAUGGUCUCGUCGACUGUUACAAUCUAACGAAUCCAAGUGUCUCGUCUAACCUCCUCUCGAACCCAAGCUUCGAUACAAGCUGUCUCGAUAUAGGAUGGCGACGCAAGAAGCUGAACGCGUCGUGCGACCCGUGGCCGUACCUUUUCCCCUGGCGCGCCUUAGGACCUGGCGAAACCGUCAUAGGCGACUGCGAAUUAGUCACCGCAACUGGCUCCGGAAAUAGCGGAAAGCGCUCCGCGCAAGCGGUGGCGAGAGCAGCUGGAACGGCGGGGUGGACGGCAAGAGGAGUGGCGUCGCUUGCUGACGUGACAAUAGCCGAUGGGGUCGUAGGAUUUACGGACACCCUGCUGGCAGCUGACGGCUCCCGGUUUUUGCGGCUGGAUUCCGCUUUUUCCGCGGCCUCUAGUGCCGCCGGUGCUGGUAGCAGUAGCGAGUCCGACGGGCCAGGCGUGUCGCAAGCGCUGUGCGCUCUUAAACCCGCGCCGACGGCCAACGCCUCGCAGCAGGCGCAGCAGUCCCCGCGCCUGCUGUCCCUCUCGUUCUUUGCGCGCGCCAGCCAGUGCGCGGAGGGGGAGGGGGAAGGGGAGGGGGAGGAGAGGCGGCUGUUGAGGGUGCUGCUAGUGGCAGUUCCCCUCAAUGCUUCAGCAGCAGCAGCAGGGGGAGGAGGGGCAGGAGCGCAAGCAGCGGAGCAGGUGUUGGGGGAGUGGCGGGUGGGCGUGCCGUGUGGGGGCAGAAGCGCGAGUGUGUCCGGCGCCUUGCCGUGGUUCCAAGUAGGUCCCCUCCGCUUCGCCCUCCCGGACCCUCCCUCUUCCUCCUCCUCUCCCUCCUCGUUGGUAGUGCCUGCAGGGGGGUUUGCGCUACAUUUGGUGAUUCGAGGCGUGCAAACCAGCAGCAGCAGCAGCACUGCCACUAUCAGAAGUAUUUCCAGCAGCAGUGCCACAGUCACCGCCACAAGCACCGCCAGUGCCAGCAGCAGCAGUGACAGCAGCAAUGGCGACAGCAGCAGAACCACCAGCGCCAGCACCACCAGCUCCAGUGCCGUUGACAGCAGGCCCAGUAGAGGCAUUACUACCACCGCUUCGUCGUUGGGACUUCUGAUCCGAUCUGCUCCACAGCCUCUUGCUCACGCUGCGUCGGCUCUAGGAAGGCUCAGGUUCCCUACACUGAACCUCCCUGGCCUACGGGCCUUUGGACGAAGGCACUUCCGAAGCUACGGGCUAGAAAGAGCGACAGCGGCAACAGCAGUGACAGCGGCAACAGCAGCGGCACGCGCAGUGCAAGCAGCUGCUGGGAUAGCAGCAGCUAAUGCAGUGCCCGUAUCCCAGACUGCUACAGUCGCAGCGGAGGGCCAGAGUGCUACAGUAGCAGCGGAGGGCCAGAGUGCUACAGUAGCAGCGGAGGGCCAGAGUGCUACAGUAGCAGCGGAGGGCCAGAGUGCUACAGUAGCAGCGGAGGGCCAGAGUGCUACAGUAGCAGCGGAGGGCCAGAGUGCUACAGUAGCAGCGGAGGGCCAGAGUGCUACAGUAGCAGCGGAGGGCCAGAGUGCUACAGUAGCAGCGGAGGGCCAGAGUGCUACAGCAGCAGCGGAGGGCCAGAGUGCUACAGCAGCAGCGGAGGGCCAGAGUGCUACAGCAGCAGCGGAGGGCCAGAGUGCUACAGCAGCAGCGGAGGGCCAGAGUGCUACAGCAGCAGCGGAGGGCCAGAGUGCUACAGUAGCAGCGGAGGGCCAGAGUGCUACAGCAGCAGCGGAGGGCCAGAGUGCUACAGCAGCAGCGGAGGGCCAGAGUGCUACAGCAGCAGCGGGAGAGGAGGGUGUGAGAGCAAGGACGGCAGCAGCAUUCACACUUGCAGCAAGUACGGGCGGGGCAGGAGGGGCCAAGAAGGUGGUUCCGAGGAGAGUGGGAGUGGCGUCAGAAGCAGGGAGCACCGCCAUUGACCUCGCCUCAGUCGUGCCCACGCAGACCGACCCCUCCACUGUGAAGUCCUUCUGCUUUUGGCCCAUCAAGACCACCCACCCGCUGCUCACAGCGGGGUCGGCCCGUCGCAGCCCCUCCUCCCUGGCCCUCACCGCCCUCUCCGACGUCAACUCCGCCGCCCUCGCCCUGCACCCCGCGCCCUUCGCCCUGCUCGCCCCGGCCACGCCCGCCUCGCCCUGCCGCCCCUUCUCCUUCGCCACCUCCUUCGCCUUCCGCAUCUCCUCCCCCAACGCUGCUGGGCUCGGUGCACACGGCAUGGCGUUUGUCAUGCUGCCCGAACCCACUCUCGGCUUGCCAGGGCCCUCCCUGGGCUAUGGCCGCGUGCUGGUGCCAGCGGGGAGAGUCUCUUCCACCUCUGACGCCAACGUCAGCAGUGUGGCAUCGUCUCAGCAGCACAGCUUGGCAGUGGAGUUCGACACGUCAGGAUCGCCGGAGUUCUUCGACCGGCCCGACCACCACGUGGGGGUGAAUGUGGACUUCAGCCUGGUGUCGCUGGCCUCCGCCUCCGUUCACCCCGUGGGCCUCCCCGCCCUCAACUCCGGCCAGACCCUCCUCGCCUCCAUCCUCUACAACGCCUCCUCCUCCCAACUCUCCGUCUGGCUCUCCCCGGCUUCUUCCUCCUCCCCCCCCUCCCCUGCCCUCCCGCGCUCCGCGGUGCUCUCCACGUUUCUGGACACCUGCGAGUGGCUGGGGGGCAACGACCCCAAUGCGGAGGCGCCCCCCCCGCCGCUGUUUGUGGGGUUCACUGCAGGCACGGGCCAGGGGGCGGAGCAGGCCCAGGCGCAUGAGGUGCUGGGGUGGAGGUUCCAAGUGGGGGAGGCUGUGGAUCCGCUUCCCUUCUGGGCGGCAGACUCCUUCUCUAUCCCCUACAUCACGCCAGCCACUCCCCUGCUGACACGUGGCAGCACACGGAAACGGUUCUUCGCUGCCGAUCUGUCUGUCGCUGCUGAUGUGGCAUCCGCCAGCCAGUCGAAUGAGCCCGCCCCUGGUGCCAUCUUCUUCCCUCGCCGUCUCCCCCUCCUCUACUCCUCCGCCUCGUCUCCCUUCCCUCCUCCCCCUCCUCCUCCUCCCACCCGCCGCCGCACCUCCCUUCCGUCUCCUUCCUCCCCUCCUCCCCAAGCCACGCCUACUGCUCCUCCUGUUUGCAUGGCUCGUUCCUUCACUUUCACAUACGGAUUCGCUAUGAAUGUUUCCGCCACUCAAGGACUGGCGUUCGUUAUAAGCACACACGCAAGCCUGGGCCAAGGCGGGGCUUAUAUGGGGUACGGACGAGACCCGUCCUCACGACUUGCUAAUGGCAGCUGGCCGGACGGGGCUCGGAGCGUCGCUGUGGAGUGGGACACUGUAGCUAAUCCAGAAACGGGCGAUAUGAAUGGUAUACACAUGGGGAUUAACACUGAUUUUAACAUGACAUCGAUUUUCGCUAAAAAGGUUUUGUAUGUGAUGGAUCCGGAUGAGGCGUGGCAAAUGAGGGUUGACUAUAACGGGAGCACCAAGGAGUUGGCGAUUAGAUGGUACUUUCCUCCCGUGUUGCGAGGCAGCAUGAAGCUGACCAUUGACCUCUGUGCUGCGCUCACUGGUGCUGCUGCUGAUGGUGGUGGAAGCAGCAGUAGUGGCAGUGGUGAUAGCAGCAGUGGUAGCAGCAGCAGCAGCGCCCCUGAUCUGUCGUCUCCCUCCUUCGGCCAUCUCUUCGUUGGCUUCACCAGUGCUGCUCUCCCCGCCGCUGCUGGGAGGCUGCUUGGACUCGUCUCCCUCACCUCCUGGACCUUCCGAUUCACAGACACUGACCCCUGCAAGGGCUCCCCCGUGCUCCCCUGUGGCAUGGGCGUCUGUUCCAAGGUUCCCAGUCAGUGGGACCCCUCUCUCCUCGUGCCCUCCUGCAAGUGCCCCUUGAAGCUGCCCACCUUCGAGCCCUCUCACCUCACCAGACUGCCCUCCUGCUUCCCUGAGGCCUACACGUGUCGCCAGCUCCCCCGCAACCCGUGUGCCCCUGGGGUGUGCAUCGACGAUGGGGAUGGCUCCUACUCCUGCCUCUGCCCCUCGCCCUACUUCCCCUUCUCCUUCACCUCCAAGGGCCCUGACCGCUGCUCUCUUUUGCGAGGGAAUGCUGUUCGAAUGCCUACCUUUCUAUCGCCCCACGGCCUCACAUGCCCUCUCAUUCUCAACACCUAUGGACUGACUCAAAAUGACUUCCUCGGCCAAAACAGGGGCUUCCAAUGCCGCGCUCCCAUUCCCGUUGGCACACCGAUUAACGUGACCAGUCGAGCCUUUUCUAACUGUACAUCAAUGUACACCGCUAAUUAUGGUGACACGUGUGACUCGAUCAACGCCCUCUUCUCCACUCAAAUAGAGCCGCUCAACCCCGCCCUCAGCUGUUCUGAUGGGCCCAGGCACGGGCAGCUUCUCUGUAUUGACUUUGACCAAGCAUGGCUUGACACUGGAAAGGUCAACGUAAACUGCGACCACUACGCGUACAUCACCCCAACCCUAACCCCUCCCGGCGCGCAACAACCAUUUCCAUACAGCAGCGGGGGCGCGCUCAUAAGCGUGCUGCCCAGCCCUCAGAGCUGCCAGGCGCUCUGGCAGACCUUCAGCAUUGCCUCUCCCACGCGCUUCUUCCAGCUCAACCCGGGCUUCUCCUGUGACUCGCUGCUGCCGUACAGCCCGCUGCAAGGCAAUUUCAAUGCAAAGGUGUGCAUGGCUGGGACUGACACUCGGCCGCUCUCGGGGCUCACAUGCACCACCAGGAGAACAUACAGCGUGCGGCGUGGAGACACGUGCGGGGUUGUGAUCGCCAAGAGAUACCGCCGCAGCACUGACCUGUUUAGGAACCUCAACAACGGCUAUGACUGCUCGGUGAACAGCUUGUGGGCUGGCAUGCUGCUCUGUUUGCCUUGAAUGAAUUACCCUAAUCGUUGUGUACAGUAACACCAAAGCAAUUUUACCCACUAACCAGGACCUGAUUCCGAACCAACACCGGUACCACCAUCCCGUCCUUCGUCAAAUGGUGUGUUGAUUUCAGG